AGUCUGAGGCUAUGAGAGGGAGAGAGGAGUCCCAGGCCGCACCAUCAUGCUACUUCUGAGACGCCGGGAUGAGACUUUGGCUGGCAAAACACAAGGUAUUACUCUCCCACUCCUCCACCAUGCCUGUUUACGGCUGCCGCACCCCCUCCUCACCCGGGGGUCGAUCCAGUCCCUCCACCCCCUCCUCCACCACGACGACCCCUUCAGUCGCCCAGCACCGAGAGAGGCACAUCGGACCCUCCUCACCUCCUCCCCCGCCUCCAUCGCUCCACCGCCCCCCCUCCCACUGCCUCUCUCUCCUCCUCCUGCUGCUCUGCCUCCUCCACCUGCCGCCGGCCUGCCACUCCCGGAGAGAGAAGGGAGGAGGUGGAGGGGGAGGAGGAGGAGGAGGAGGAGGGGGAGGAGGUGGUGGUGGCAGCCAUUACGUGCCAAUCCCCCAGCCCCCUCCCCACCACAUGGCGCUGCCCAACAUCCUGCGUGGCCUCAGCAUCGCCGUGGUGCUCGUGGGGAACUCUAGCGAGAUGGCGCUGGCUGGAGGGCGGGAAAAAGAAGACUUCCUCCACAUGGCGCCCAACGUGGAGGUGCUGACGAUGAACGAGACGGACCCCAAGAGCAUCAUCAAGAGCAUCUGCGACCUGAUGACGGAGCACUGGCUGCAGGGCGUGGUGUUCGGGGACGACACCGACCAGGAGGCCAUCGCACAAAUCCUCGACUUCAUUUCGGCCCAGACGCACAUCCCCAUCCUGGGAGUCCGCGGGGGGUCGUCCAUGAUCAUGGCUGCCAAGGAUGACGACUCCAUGUUCUUUCAAUUCGGCCCGUCCAUCGAGCAGCAGGCCUCGGUCAUGCUGAACAUCAUGAAGGAUUACGACUGGUACAUCUUCUCCAUCGUCACCACGUACUACCCGGGGUACCAGGACUUUGUCACCAAGAUCCGUAGCACCAUCGAGAACAGCUUUGUGGGCUGGGAGCUGGAGGAGGUCAUACUGCUCGACAUGUCCGUGGAUGACGGAGAUUCAAAGAUCCAGAACCAGCUGAAGAAGCUCCAGAGCCCCGUCAUCCUCCUCUACUGCACAAAGGAGGAGGCCAACACCAUCUUCGAGGUGUCGCACUCUGUCGGGAUCACCGGAUACGGCUACACAUGGAUAGUGCCCUCGCUGGUAGCUGGAGACACUAUUGUAGUGCCUGCAGAGUUCCCGACAGGUCUGCUUUCUGUGUCCUACGACGAGUGGGACUACAACCUGGAGGCUCGGGUUCGUGACGGCGUGGCCAUCAUCACCAUGGCGACGUCCACCAUGAUGAUGGACCGCGGGCCGCACACCCUGCUGAAGUCCGAGUGCCACGGAGCUCCAGACAAGAAGACCCCCAUCUCAGGCAACCCCAACGAAGUGCUCAGGUACCUGAUGAAUGUGACGUUCGAGGGGCGUAAUCUGUCAUUCAGCGAGGACGGAUACCAGAUGCACCCCAAGCUAGUCAUCAUUCUGCUCAACAAGGAGAGGCAGUGGGAGAGGGUGGGUAAAUGGGAGAACGGUUCCCUGUCCAUGAAGUACCACGUGUGGCCUCGUUAUGAACUGUAUGGCGGGGCAGCAACCAGGGAGGACGACCACCUGUCCAUCGUGACUCUGGAGGAAGCUCCCUUCGUCAUCGUGGAAGACGUGGAUCCGCUCAGCGGGACCUGCAUGAGGAACACCGUGCCCUGCCGGAAACAGUUAAAAACACUCAAUGAAACGAAGGACUCUGGGAUCUACAUAAAGCGCUGCUGUAAGGGAUUCUGCAUCGACAUCCUGAAGAAGAUCGCCAAGCAGGUGAAGUUCACCUACGACCUUUACCUGGUGACCAACGGCAAGCACGGAAAGAAGAUCAACGGCACGUGGAACGGCAUGGUGGGAGAGGUGGUGUUGAAGAACGCUCACAUGGCCGUCGGCUCCUUGACGAUCAACGAGGAGAGGUCGGAGGUCAUCGACUUCUCCGUCCCCUUCAUCGAGACGGGCAUCAGCGUCAUGGUCUCCAGGAGCAACGGCACCGUGUCCCCCUCCGCCUUCUUAGAGCCCUUCAGUGCGGAUGUGUGGGUGAUGAUGUUCGUGAUGCUGUUGCUGGUGUCAGCAAUGGCUGUGUUUAUAUUCGAGUACUUCAGCCCCGUGGGCUACAACCACUGUCUGGCUGACGGCAGAGAGCCUCACGGUCCGUCCUUCACCAUCGGUAAGGCCAUCUGGCUGCUGUGGGGUCUCGUGUUCAACAACUCCGUGCCCGUGCAGAACCCCAAAGGCACCACCAGUAAGAUCAUGGUGUCGGUGUGGGCCUUCUUCGCCGUCAUCUUCCUCGCCUCCUACACUGCCAACCUGGCCGCCUUCAUGAUCCAGGAGGAGUACGUGGACCAGGUGACCGGCCUCUCCGACAAAAAGUUCCAGAGUCCAAACGACUUCUCGCCUCCGUUCCGGUUCGGCACCGUCCCAAACGGCAGCACGGAGAGGAACAUCAGGAACAACUAUCCGGAGAUGCACGCAUACAUGACCAAGUUCCAUCAGAAGAACGUCAACGAAGCUCUGGGGAGUCUGAAGGCCGGCAAACUAGACGCUUUCAUUUACGACGCGGCCGUGCUGAACUACAUGGCCGGUCGGGAUGAGGGCUGUAAGCUGGUGACCAUCGGCAGCGGAUACAUCUUCGCCACCACGGGGUACGGCAUCGCCAUCCAGAAGGAGUCGCUGUGGAAGAGGCACGUCGACCUGGCCAUCCUGAUGCUCUUUGGGGACGGUGAGAUGGAGGAGCUGGAGUCGCUCUGGCUGACGGGAAUCUGCCACCACGAGAAGAACGAGGUGAUGUCCAGUCAGCUGGAUAUCGACAACAUGGCGGGUGUUUUCUACAUGCUGGGCGCCGCCAUGGCUCUGUCGCUCAUCACCUUCAUCUGCGAGCACUGGUUCUACUGGCAGCUGCGCUUCUGCUUCAUGGGAACCUGCUCCGGACAGCCGGGCUUCGUCUUCUCCAUCAGCAGGGGCAUCUGGAGCUGCAUCCACGGGGUGCAGAUCGAGGAGAAGAGCAACAGCUCGGCGUUGAACUCCCCAUCCGCCACCAUGAACAACACCCACUCCAACAUCAUGCGCCUCCUACGAACCGCCAAGAACAUGGCGUCCCUGUCCGGAGUGAACGGAUCGCCCCACAGCGCGCUGGACUUCAUCCGCCGCGAAUCCUCCGUCUACGACAUCUCCGAACACCGGCGCAGCUUGGCGGGACACUCAGACUGCAAGCCGCCGUACCCACCGGAAGACAACAUGUUCAGCGACUACAUCAGCGAGGUGGAGAGGACGUUUGGCAACCUCCACCUGAAGGACAGCAAUCUGUACCAGGAUCACUACCUGCACCACCACGGCUCGACGCUAGGGCUCAGCGGACCGCCGCCGCCCAGGCCUCAUAGCUUGGGUAGCGCAAGUUCUCUGGAAGGGGGGAUGUUUGAUUGUGAGAGCAUUGGAGGAGGGGUGGCGCCUAUUUUCACCACCCAGCCCUGCUCGGCAUUGACCCACAGGAACAUGAGCAAGUUUGAUUUGCUGUCCGGACAAACUCCUCCCUCAGGGCAGAGCUUUAAGGGAGGCUUGCCAGACCUUUACGGGAAGUUUUCCUUUAAGGGAGGCGCCUCAAGCUCCACGUUUAUCCCCGGUCACGGAUACUGCGGAGGUAGAGGAGACGACGAUGGGAAUAUGGAUCGACGGUCGGACGUCUCGGAUAUAUCCACGCACACGGUGACUUACGGAAACCUGGAGGGUAACGCCAAGAAACGCAAACAGUACCGCGAUAGCCUGAAGAAAAGGCCGGCCUCUGCCAAGUCCAGACGGGAGCUGGACGAGAUCGAGCUGGGCUACCGGAGGAAACCCUACCACAUCAGCCACCCAUCACUACACCACGGCCACCGCUCCGCCUCCCCACCGCUGCUGCCCCAGAACGGAAGAAGAGGCUUAAGUGGGAACAGCGACGGGAACUACAUGUUCAGAGAGAAGGAAAGCGUUAGGGAUUUCUAUUUGGACCAGUUUCGGCCCAAAGAGGGCGUUCCUCAGUGGGAACGUGACCUGACGGAAGGCCCUGGGAGUAGAGAUGGAGGCAACUGCACCACCCUGGUUCCAGUGGAUGACUUUCUUAAGUCAAAGAACCCAAAAAGUCAGAUUUUAAAGAGUGGUGUGGGAGGAUCUGGGCUGGCAGGGGGAGAGUGGAGUGGCAGGAACUGUAGGGCUAGCGGGGGAGCAAGCAGAUGUCGAUGCACGGCGGGUGUGUACGGUGGUGGUAUGAGCUGUGGGACGUCGGGAGGCGGAGGUAACAGCCGCCCAAGCUCUGCGACCUGCAUGCGCUGCGAGGGUUGUAAAAGGACAGGAAACCUCUACGAUAUCAGCGAGGACAACAACCACCUCUUGGAACAGAUGGGGGGAGGGAAUGGCGUUGGUGGGGGAGGUGGAAUUAUGGGCCCAGGCCCUCAAUCUCAGGGCCAGCAGAGGAGGAAGAGCGGAGGAUUCGGGAAACCACUGAGGCGGCAGCACUCGUACGACGCUUUUGUUGACAUUCAGAAAGAGGAGUCGGGCGGGAUGGGCAGUUUAAUGGGUCUGGGAGGUUUGGGGGGGGGAAUGGGGAGCCAAGUGAUGGGAGGGAUGCUGCCCCCACCCAGGAGCGUUAGCUUGAAGGAGAAAGAGCGCUACAUGGAGGGCACCAGCCCCUUCGCACACAUAUUCGAGCGCCAAGGGGCUCGGAGGCGAGAACGGGAACGAGACAGGGACCCGUUGUUUUACGAGGGUCGCAAACGACCCGGAUCACCGUUCGUGUUCAGAGGCGACGGCCUUCACCGCCGCUCCAUCGGAGAGAGAGACAUGCGAGACAGGGACAGGUCUCUGAUGGAGGGAGGAGGCGGGGGAGGGUUCUCUUUAUCCAAAUCUCUUUACCCAGACAGGGUCAACCAAAACCCCUUUAUACCCACCUUUGGCGACGACCAGUGUCUGAUGCACGGAGCCAAACAAUAUUACAUGAAAAAGCAGCAGCAGCAGCAGCAGCAGCAGCAAGUUGCCAAACCAAGCCGAAGUGACUUCAGGAGCCAGAUGAGCACGACGUCAAACCUGCCGGCGUCCGCCACGGCCGGGGUGAUGUCCAACGUGACGCCCCGGUUCCCAAAAGAGCUCAGCCUCGGUGGGAUGAACCACCACGGCUCCAUGCUGGGGGUCGGCCCCCCGCGUCCCUUCAAUGGAAGCAAUGGCCAUGUGUACGAGAAACUGUCCAGCAUUGAGUCUGACGUGUGAGAUCGACAAUUGGCGAGUUAGGAGUGGACGAUGGGCGAGGGGGGGAGGAAGGGAGGAAAUCGAGGCGUGUUGUGUUCGGAGAUCAGGGAUGAUUUGACAGACACUGUCCGACACACUGCAACUCUAGCCCCAUAUUGGGACAGCAAGGUGAAAGGGGAGAGAGCUGUGAAAUUGAAAUGGGUCAAAUCUGGGUAAAAGAAUCCGGACACCCUGUGGAGCUGUGGGACCCUCUCUCUCAGUAACGGGCAAAGCUACUUUUAUGUCCAAACACAGUCAAUCAACAUUCCCCUUAACAUCGCAGACGCACUCAACUCCAAGCCUGUCAUUUCACGAGGCAGAAGCCGAUGUUCUUAGAGAGGUGACACUUCAUCUCAGUUUGAUAUUGGACUGUCUGGUGCGAUGGCUGUCUGAGAGAUCUCCCGCUGAGUGCUCUUGAGGAAAAACUGCGAGAACGAGCUGCCCAUCUGCCGCCGUUUCACCGCAGAAAGGAGACAUUUUCAUGUUUUACCCCCAAGCUGCGAUCCUUUAUCUCUUCACCCCCUAUCCUCCUCCUCCUCCUCCUCAUCUCUGACGCCAAAAGAGCUGAUCUUGUUUGCUAUGAGAAAUACAAUCAUGAAUGAUAAUAAGAUAUUCUUAUAGAAAAAAACAGGGUAUAAGAACAACAAUAAUAAUAUUGUGAAUAACAAAGAUGUUAGUGCUGAUUAUGAUAACACUGCUUAUGAUAAGUUUUUUCUUGUUUAUGUUCUGUUGUUAUAAUAUUUCACUACUGUUUUAGUAUCUGUAGUUGUAAUCCUGUGUGCAAGCAGGACGGUUGUUAAGUUCAACCAACAAGCCAGAAAGACUGAGACCUUAACUCCUUUUUGAUUCUGUUUUUACGCCAUGCUCAUACAUUUAUUUGCUCCUUGUGAAAGUAACUGGAUCUGGACACGUUUAGAGCUGACAGAUGUUUUCAAGACAUUACAAAUCACACACACUUAAAACACAACUUGUAACUUGUGUUACUGUGAACGACGUCCCGAAGCCGAAGAUACCGAGAGGAAGGACGUGCCUUAAUGGUCUCCAGUGGAUGUGUCCUCCGGUUCAAACCAGGGACGGACCGGCAUGUUUUUCAGGCUGAUCUCUUUUCGUGUAUGAGCCAAAAAAAAACUGCAGUGAAAAUUGACAUCAGGCUCGAGGCGCUGCUGCAGCCGAAGGUUUCGAUUACAAGAGACGUUUUAUAACUUCGUAAAAAAUAUUUCAUACGGCGAGUUUGGGCAGCGCUUUACGUACAAAAUGCAUUCAGGAUGUCACGGAUAGCGUCUCACUUCACAACACGGCAGCCUUUAGACCACUUAUUUAUUCAGGUUACAUGAUAACAGUCACCGGGCACUCUUUAUUGAUUUUCUUGUUUGGGCCUCUCAACCGGUAUCUCGUUGAAGGCGUUACUUUCCACUUACAGAAAGCUUUGUUUGUACAUUGUGUGUGAUUAAUAUAUGCACUGUUAUGUUGGCGAAAUGCAACAACGUGUAGGAGAUGUGUUCCUGCGACAAUGAUGCCCCGUUAAAGCUCGAGCUGAGGAAGGUGUCUAUUUGAGGCGUACCGGAAGGCGGCCAUCUUGCGAAAUCUUGAUGUAGAUAUGGUCUUUUUUUUUUUCCGCUUGAGAGGCCUCAUUUAUUGCACAGGACCUUUUUACUCAGUGUAGGUUCAGCACUCAGUAGACAUGCCUUAUCAUCCCCCCCCCCCCUUCCCACCUGGAGCUGUCUGAUGAUGACUCAUCACAUUACUGUACAAAUAAAGAAGCCUGUAUUUAAAGGCUUGAUCUUCGAUUAGCUGGCGGUGUCAGAAGUUCAAGGGCUGCGGGAAGAUGGCGCAGAGGGUCUAUUGUCAUCUUAUAACCCCUAUUCUAAAUGCAUCAAUGAAAGAGGUUUGGCGUGUGUGUGUGUAUGUGUGUGUGUGUGUGUAUGUGUGUGUGAGGAGGGAAAUCACGAUUGAAUGAUAACAGCUGUUUUUUCUCGCGACUGAUAACUGCUCAUAGGUUCAACCCCUUGCUCCACAGAUAACACGGACAAAAUGAGACCGAUCGAGUUAGCCUUAAAUCAAACAGAUCUUACCCCCCCUCCACCAUGACUCUCCUAAUAAAUAGAUUGGGAUCUCUGGAAUUUUUAUACGCACACAUUUUUGAAAGUUCAGGUUUCAACUAUUGUCAGCGAGACGGUUUAAAAGAAGGAUAACGGGAUAAAAACGACGAGGAAAUAAGACGGAGCGGACGAGAGAGACCUCGGUGUGUGGGCAUCAAUCAGCGUCAGCAUUUGUACGUUUCAAUCUUUUUCCUUGUAAAUAAUCUAUUUAAAAUACUCUUUUCACUUGUACAGUAAACAGACAGACAGGAUGUAACUUUCAAUAUGUUUUACAGCAAUUUAAGAAAUAAAACCACAAUAAAAAACUCUUUAAAAAAAAAACAGAAAAAUUACUGAAAUAAAAAUAUGCAAAAUAUAGUUAAGACACAAAUAUUACUAAUCAUAAGUGAUAUAAUUGAACCUCUUUUUUCUUGAAUCUCAUGUUAUUUAAUUAUAAUAGUUUACCAAUCAGUAUACUGAUUAUGUUAAGAAUUAUGCUUUCUUUCAUAUUUUCUCUAAAGUGUUGGGAAUGGGAGGAUACUUUACUGUAGGUGUAGACGUUUGGUGAUAAAAAGGGGAAAGUUUAGUUUUAGGAGUCUUUGCUAAGUUUCCCUUGAAUUGUGUUAGAUUCUCUCUUUUUAAGGUAAGCUCUUCUUCAUGCUUUUUGAGAUAAAUUCAAUUAUCUACACAUUUAUGGAAUACAAUAUUACAUGUAUACAUAGAUGAUAUUUGCAUAUAGAGGCAGUAUAUUGUGAUCCUUCAUUUUUAGGCAGUUCAAAACAGAUACUUGUGUUUUUGUUGCCCGCUUUUUUUUUUUUUUUUACCUGGGCUCUGAUGGUGAUUGCACAGAAUUUAGAGCCAUUGUCGGCCCCGGCCUAUCCUGUUCCCUCUCUUUCUGUUUGGGAUAGACAUCACUGUGGUAAAGAAUAUACACACACACACACACACAUUGAACGCUGCAGUCUUUCAGCACAAUAUUAAUGCGAAAAAACACGAGCGAGUAAUCGUAUUGAGAACCCAAUAGGGAAGGGGAACAGGGUGGCAUUCUGGGGCAUUGCAGGCCAUCUUUGGAGGAUAGCGUCCGUAGCAACAACAGCAGCCGCCAAUAUACUGUCUAUCAGCGUUUCCUAGUCACCUGUCAGCGUUUUUUUUUAUCCAAAAUGAAUAAAGUAUGGCGUGAAAUAUUAACGACUUAUAAAUACAAAACUAUAGGUAGAAACAGAGGAGCGUUAUUUUACAAAAUAAAGUGAAUUAAUGCCAUCUGUGACUUAUGAAUUAAGAGAAGAAGAUGAACACAUCACUGUUAUUGAUGUCGGUGUUUGGAGUGAGUGUCUACAACCUGUCGGUAAAUUAAGAAUAUUAAAUAUUUACAGGCCCAUGUCAAGUUUUACAAACAGCUUGAUACCGGACCUUCAAAAUCUACAGGUUUAUUGAAAACUAUACAGUCAACCGGACAGAGGUAAGACAACUCAUGCUAUGCUAACUAAAUGCUAACAAACGUUGGCAUCUCAUGCAUAAUUUUCCUGGUAUAUGCAAGUAUACUGCUAUAUAUUAUGUUAUAAAUCAUAUUCACAGUGUAGUGGUUUGUGUUCCUGUAGUUCAGAGGAACACAAUUCAGCGUCUCUUGCUGAUGUCUCCCUCCUCUGCCUUUUAGUUUAAAGGAAUACAAUCUAAUCACAUGGUCCUUGUUUUUGUUUUGUUCAUUGAUCAUAGGAGUUGCUGUUACAGUGACAUAACAGUGCCUACCGCCAUGUUUUACAAGGUUAAAAGUUAAGCUCCUUUGCGCGCCGUACAGGUUAAGUCAAUAAGUUGCAUUCGCCGGUAUCCUCCAAAGAUGGACGACUUGCCGUUAGUGACGCCACAUUCCCAUUCCUAUUGAAUGCAUUUGUGCAAACCCCUUAUUAAUUAAAAGGUGCAACAUUUGUUCUGUCAUUUCAUGUAGACUUCUGCUUCAGGGGAAUAUAUUUCAGCUCAUAUUACUAAACUGUAUUAUUUGACAGAUGAAAAACACUUGAGAAGCGUUGGAUUCUUAUUUAUACUUGUGCCGUGCUUGUUCUCUCGUACGAGACGGGAUAUAUCAUUUGUAAUUUGUUGUAUACAUAUGCAAUUUUUGUCAGGA
Molecule: messenger RNA, 9476 nt
Organism: Trematomus bernacchii (emerald rockcod)
Lineage: Eukaryota; Metazoa; Chordata; Actinopteri; Perciformes; Nototheniidae
Gene: grin2ba
Product: glutamate receptor ionotropic, NMDA 2B
Biological process (GO): long-term synaptic potentiation; excitatory postsynaptic potential; monoatomic ion transport
Cellular component (GO): postsynaptic membrane; plasma membrane; postsynaptic density membrane
Molecular function (GO): NMDA glutamate receptor activity; transmitter-gated monoatomic ion channel activity involved in regulation of postsynaptic membrane potential
Source: RefSeq, a predicted model, not a curated record